GGUCAGGCGCACUUCAUCAAGACUGUCGAGGACCUGGCAGAGGCGCUGUUCCAGAGCGGCCCCUCCAUCAAGUUCGGCCUCGCCUUCUGCGAAGCCUCGGGCGACCGCCUCGUGCGGUAUGAUGGCAACGACGAGGCGCUGGUCGAGCUGGCCAGGAAGAAUGCGCUGGCCAUCGGCGCCGGCCACAGCUUCAUCAUCUUCCUGAAGGAUGCGUUCCCAAUCAAUGUGCUGAAGGCUGUCUCAAGCUGCCCCACGGUGUGCCGCGUCUACUGCGCCACAGCCAACCCCACGGCCGUGGUGGUGGGCAGGGAUGGCGGUGACCGGCGCGGCAUUCUGGGCGUGCUGGAUGGCUUCUGCCCGCUGGGCGUGGAGAACGAAGCAGACCAGCAGGCGCGCAAGGAUCUGCUGCGCAUGAUUGGUUACAAGCGUUGA
Molecule: messenger RNA, 432 nt
Organism: Chlorella variabilis
Lineage: Eukaryota; Viridiplantae; Chlorophyta; Trebouxiophyceae; Chlorellales; Chlorellaceae
Exons: 5
Source: RefSeq, a predicted model, not a curated record